AAAACCUUUUCUCUCCCGUCCCGUACUCCGCCACCACAAAACGACCACCACACUCUUCGCCGCCGCCGCCGCCGCCGUCCGACGAUGUGGCGUUCGCGAGCUCGCACUCUUCUCCUCCACCACUCGUCCAUCCCCAGCUUGCCGCCGCAACCAAAUCCACUUCGAACCUUGAUCCGAGCCCCAGCCCCACGCCUUCUGUCCCGUUUCCUCUCCUCCUCCGCGGAGGCCACCCGGGUUCCGGAUGCCUCCCCGUCUUCAUCCUCAGUCAGAGCCGUAUCCACAUCUGCUCCCGCUGGGGCACCGCCGGCGUUCACCGGCAACCUGAAGAAAGCACUUGCUGGUUUGAGAAGAAUCAAUUUGGAGGGGUUGCGUUGGCGUGUUUUUGAUGCAAAGGGCCAGGUGCUUGGACGGUUGGCAUCCCAAAUAGCUGUUGUGCUUCAGGGCAAGGACAAGCCAACGUAUGCACCACAUGUGGAAAACGGAGACAUGUGCAUUGUCCUUAAUGCAAAGGAUAUCAGUGUUACAGGAAGAAAAAUGACUGAUAAAAUUUACUACUGGCACACAGGGUAUAUUGGCCACCUGAAGGAAAGAAGACUCAAGGACCAGAUGGCAAAGGACCCAACAGAAGUGAUUCGCAAAGCUGUCAUGCGCAUGCUUCCCCGCAAUCGAUUGCGUGAUGAUAGAGAUCGCAAGCUGAGGAUAUUUUCUGAAGGCGAGCAUCCAUUCCACGACCGGCCUCUGGAACCUUUCGUCAUGCCACCACGCCAAGUACGCGAGAUGCGUCCCCGGGCAAGGCGCGCGCUGAUAAGGGCGCAGAAGAAAGAACAGGACAGAGAAGCAAAGGCACAAAUGAAAGCUGAGGGGGAAGCUAAGAAUGCCAAAGCUGAGGUCACUGCAUAGCCACAAACUAAAGAUUUGUGUGGACUUUGUUACUGCGAAUCCACCUGAUGCAUUUUCUGAACUGUCUGUGUAUCUUUUAUUUCUUUGACGUGUAGCCUGUCGAGCUGAGUAGGCGGAAGACCUACUUUCCAAAUUGCCGAGAGGCUUGUUGAGUUCAAUAGGCGCUAGAUGCUGGGGGGCGCCAACAGCGCGCCUCUUUCCAAAUUAACAACUUGGCAUGAUUUGGUGAUGCUUUAAUGUACAAGCACAUAAAACGGAACUAUUCUUCAUAUCUCGAGAUGCAAACGAUUAGGAUCACCGUAAUGUGAAAAUAUCAAUUACAAUGACUGGAUUGAUAA
Molecule: messenger RNA, 1238 nt
Organism: Brachypodium distachyon (stiff brome)
Lineage: Eukaryota; Viridiplantae; Streptophyta; Magnoliopsida; Poales; Poaceae
Product: 50S ribosomal protein L13
Exons: 5
Coding region: 85-900 (271 amino acids)
Biological process (GO): translation; negative regulation of translation
Cellular component (GO): ribosome; mitochondrial large ribosomal subunit
Molecular function (GO): mRNA binding; structural constituent of ribosome
Source: RefSeq, a predicted model, not a curated record